AAAACAUCAGAAAGAGGACGUAGAAAUAACAGAGCUGGUAGUUUUUUGCGCAUAGAAAAUGGCGAUGACGGCCACGGCGUUGGAAAAAUCGAAGACCCGUCACACCCGCCAAAAAAUGGUUCUGCAACUUCUGGAACAAGGAGUCAGACGAGGAAUUUUUGGGCACCAGGAGCUUCGUCGAGGCGCCGUGCCCGUGGUGUAUCAACUGCAGCGGGUCUCGGCGGCAAUGUUGAUUCAAGUGCAACUCCUACUGAUGAGGACGCAAUACCAGCAAACACGACGACAACUACUUUCAAAACCCCAAGAACAUCGAAAUCUUCUUCCCAACAACAUCGAGGGACAGGAAGCAUUCCACGAAGGGUCAUGGGGAUUUUAGGCACUCCCUUCCGUCGGAGGCGACAUACUACACCAGUCGUCAAGGCGAAUUUGCAAGCAGUAGAUGAACAAGAAAACUUAGCGAAGAUGAGGAAUGGAGAUGCUGGUCUAGCUGGAGCACCAGCUGCGGGCCCUUUAUUGUCUGGCAAAACGUCUUCUAUUAUUCCGCCGCCCUACAUCAACAAGAACGAGGAUCAACAUACUGGACGACAUCUUCAUCAUCUCCAGGGCCACUCUUCUGACCAGGAAGUAGACGAUGAUCAUCUCCAUCAAAGAACCUUCUCCUGUCAAGAACAAGGUGACCGCGUUGAGAUUUAUCGUUACCGCGUCUUCUUUGAAGAGGCAGGCGGGGGCUUAGAGAUCAACAACUGCGGAGCCGAGGCGGAUCAUGUGGAAGUGGUAUUGCACCCAGUGCGAGAGGAUGGCGAGCUUCAUCUCACAUUGCAACGACAAGAAGGUG
Messenger RNA from Amoebophrya sp. A25, 835 nucleotides. The record is from the annotation of a GenBank genome assembly. Lineage: Eukaryota; Dinophyceae; Syndiniales; Amoebophryaceae.